AUGCGUGAGUUCAGAGACAAAGAACUACGGAAAACAGUUGUCAACAUGGGAUAUGCACUAACGGAGGCAACAAUUAACUACUAUCGGGGCGAAAUACGAAGAACAAAUAGAGCAGCUUUGGGGUGGAUAAACAGUAUUUUCAGAGAGAAGUGGUCGAGGGCGUUCGAAGCUAUGAACUCGGUACUUAAGCCUACCCGAAACCUUCAUAUUACAGCAUUGGUCAAGUCAACGUUCUAUCGUCUGGGAUCGCUGUUUGGAAAACGAGGACACGAUUUGACAAAAAUGUUUGCAUCCGGUCAAACUUUCACGGAAAAUUGUAAUAAGGGAAUGACCGACGAAACGAGUAAAUCUAGCAGCCAUAAUGUCAUUCAAUUUGAUCGCGAGAGAUUCUGUUUUAUGGUUGCCGAAAGCUUUAAUCAACAUGAUGACCAACCAUUAUGUACUUUUAGCGUUGAUCUCAAGAGAGGGUGGUGCGAUUGUGGGAGGUUUCAAGCAUUUCAUUUACCUUGCUUCCAUGUAAACGCAGCAUGUGCCGGUAUACGAUAG
Messenger RNA from Lathyrus sativus (Indian pea), 546 nucleotides. Lineage: Eukaryota; Viridiplantae; Streptophyta; Magnoliopsida; Fabales; Fabaceae. The record is from the annotation of a GenBank genome assembly.